GAUCUAUACGCAAAGAGAAAGAUGUCAGAAGCCGCUCCAGCUCCCGCUCCAGCCGCCGCCAAGGUCAAAGCGGCCAAGAAGAAGGUCGUGAAACCGAAGACCGCCGGCCUAAGUGUCAGUGAUCUCAUUGUGAAGGCCGUGUCCGCGUCCAAGGAGCGCAGUGGCGCGUCAGUGUCCGCCCUCAAGAAGGCUCUGGCGGCCGGAGGCUACGAUGUGGAGAAGAACAAUUCCCGCGUCAACACCACCAUCAAGAAGCUGGUGAUCAGCGGGACCCUGGUCCAGACCAAGGGAGCCGGGGCCACCGGCUCGUUCAAGAUGAGCAAGAAGGUGGAGACCAAGGUCCAGAAGCCGGUGAAGAAGGCCGCUCCCAAAGCGAAGAAGCCCGCCGCCAAGAAACCCGCAGUGGCUAAAAAGCCCAAGUCGGCGGCCGCCAAGAAGCCAGCAGCCGCUAAAAAGUCCCCGAAGAAGGUGACCAAACCAGCAGCGGCCAAGACGCCCACCAAGAGCCCCAAGAAGGUGGCGAAGAGCCCCAAGAAAGUGGCGAAGAGCACUAAGAAGGUGGUGAAAAAGGCCCCUGCUGCCAAGAAAGCCCCCGCGAAGAAGGUCGCCAAACCCAAAGCGAAGAAGACAGCAGCCAAGAAGAAGUGAGCUGUCCUCACUGUGAAACAUGUCCAUCCUGGUAAAAGGCUCUUUUAAGAGCCACACACGUCUUUCCAAAAAGAGCUGUUUCCUCAUCAAUCAUCACCACUGCCAAUACAUAUGUAGAGACAGAGUUCUUAACUAAAGGGACUCAAGUUUGAUAGAAAUAUAUUUAAGGUUUUUCGUUCAAUGUUAAGAUUUAGAAGUUAGUUAACAUCAAAUAAUAUAUAAACAUAGCUUUAGACUCUGUGUGAAGGAGAGGCAGACUACUACUGACGCACAUAUGAAAACCUGAUUCAUGUGAAAUACGUCUUUAAUCCAACAUGUGACCGGACACACGGCACCUAACUUUUAAAAGCUCAUGUUACAGAUUAAGCAAAGGUACCAGAGUGAUUGUUUAUGACUACAUUACUAUCAUAUAAUAGUUUGUAAGAUGUGUAACCAAUAGAUAUGUUUACUUCUCACCCUAGAUUUGCAUAAUGACAAAUGUAAAGAGGGUGAAUGUUGCAUUCAAUUUAUUCUACCCACAGUAGUUUCUAUUUCAUUAAGAAGAUAGUAUGUGUUGUUUUUGCAGUCAUACCGUCCAUCAUGAGAGAUGUAUGCCAAGGAUCCAUGUACCUUCGAUGUACUGCAAUUUGAAGUUUGUAUCUUUUAUGCAUCCAAUAGUGUAUUCAUAUUUAUAUAGAUAUAUGCAUAUAUAUGUAUCUUGCUCAUAGUGUAUUCAUCGUCCUUAUAUCACAAAAUACCUCUAAAUACUGCACUAUUCCAUAUAUAUUUAUCACUGUACAUAUCUUAUGUAUUAACAAAUGUCACUUCACUUUAAAUAUGCACUCUGCACUAUUACUGCCUUUUAUUGCGCUUCUGGUUAUAUGCUAAACUGCAUUUGGUUUUUAACAAGCACUUGUACUGUGCAAUGACAAAAAAGUUGAAUCCAAUCUAAAAACGUCUUUUGUGUAUAGUUUAAGUUGAUGGGUGAUAUGAGGAGUUUUGCUCUUUGGAGGAGAGUGUGUGGCUCUUAAAAGAGCCUUUGUGUCGGUGGUUUCCAGAAGCUUUGCUUUACUUGGACUUGGGGACCUUCUCGGUCUUCUUGGGCAGAAGAACAGCCUGGAUGUUGGGCAGCACGCCGCCUUGAGCGAUGGUCACUCCGCCCAGGAGUUUGUUGAGC
Messenger RNA from Pleuronectes platessa (European plaice), 1804 nucleotides. Its product is annotated as histone H1-like. Gene Ontology annotation, biological process: nucleosome assembly. The record is from RefSeq and is a predicted model, not a curated record. Gene Ontology annotation, molecular function: DNA binding; structural constituent of chromatin. Gene Ontology annotation, cellular component: nucleosome. The coding region runs from base 22 to 648 and encodes 208 amino acids. The transcript has a single exon. Lineage: Eukaryota; Metazoa; Chordata; Actinopteri; Pleuronectiformes; Pleuronectidae.